Molecule: messenger RNA, 495 nt
Organism: Lactuca saligna
Lineage: Eukaryota; Viridiplantae; Streptophyta; Magnoliopsida; Asterales; Asteraceae
Source: the annotation of a GenBank genome assembly
AUGAAUACUUCAAUAGCUCCUGUGCCUGUAACUACGAAGCUUGUUGAUCCAGUUCAUUGGUAUGGUUGCUGGCUGUAUUACCGUUUGUAUCUAUCGAUGGGUGGGUCAAGAAAAAUAAGAGGUGUUCAAAAUCUAGAAACAUUAAGACCACAUCAAUUACUAGAGCAAAUGGUGUGUACUGCUUUCAGAGCUGCAACUGACACUCUUAAACAGACUAGAUUUGGUGGGUUAAAGAACAUGAAAAUAAAAAUCGACCAAUUAUACUUCACCAUUGCUUCUACAUUGAAGCCUUUACAAGCGAACAAGCUACCGGGUGAUAUGGAAAUAAUCCAAGAUGUAAAACGGCUCUGUGUUGUAUUCGAACACGUGGAGAAGCUGCUAACACUUGGCAGUGGCAGUGGGAAUCAAUGGAGUCACCAACAGAGGGAGAUUGGAAUCUGGAGUUGCAAGGACUGUGGGAAAGUGAAAGCAGGGGGUCCAUACACAUUGAAGUAA